CUGAAGGGCCGGAGGAGCCUGGAUAACGAUGGGAUUUCUGCAGUGCGAAUGAAUAAACCAAUGGUGCAAUGGCAAUGCUUUUAGCCUAAUGGUCAUUUGAUAGGUGCACGGUAAAAAUGUCAGAGGAAUACCUAACUCGUAGUCUUACAUCAUGCCCAAAGCAAGAGGAACGCAUAAAUGCACCCAGUGCUCCUACAGAAGCGAACGCCCACAUGACCUCAAAAGACAUAUCUCUAGACUACAUGGGGAGGGACAGAGUGAUCGUGAAUCAAGGCCAGAGAGGACAACUCCCAUUCGUAAAUGCUCGGUGCGACUAAAAGGCAUUGUUACGCCAGUGCCUGGAAAUAAAGGACAACAGAGAGCUCUGAGGAAACGAGGCGUCACUAGCUACAUUGUGUCUUCUGACAGCGACUCAUCAGAGUCCCUACCAGACAUCUCCAGGGGUCAUCUGUCAGGGGUCAAUAACGGCUUUGUUUAUCAGCUAAAGAAGAAGGAGCCAAAUGUAGAUGAGGAGGAGGUUGAAAGCAAUAGCUCAAAGGAUGUGAAGGAUGCAAAGAAGUGCAAUGGAUCUUUGGCCCACAGUUCACUCAAUGAAGAAAUGCCAGAAGAUGCAAGCCCAACUGUAGAAUCGGUGAUCUGCACGGCAUGCUGCAAUCAAAUCAACCCGUUCGAGAAAAACGCCUUCUUCGGUCACCCAGUUCUGAAUGUGGUAUUCUGUAAGGGAUGUUUGGAAUUGUACAACAGCUGUCCCUGGAAGGAAGAUGAAGAUGGCAUUGAGGAGGACUGUCGUUGGUGUGGGCAAGGCGGUUCCCUAUCCGUGUGUGACUUCUGCUGCAUGACAUUCUGCAGGCGUUGCAUCAUGUGCAACCUGGGAAUAGUCGAAUUGGAUCGUACGUUUUCAAAGGAGAAGUGGAAGUGCUAUAGGUGUGAGCCUGCACCCCUUAAAGAACUGGUUGCCAAGUGCAAUGCUCUUUAUUUACGGUGUGUAGUGGAAAUGGAACUGAAGAGGCAUGGAACAACUAGCGAUGAUGUUUCUGUGAAUGAACCUGAUGCCCAAGAUAAGCCUGAAGAAGGCGAAGGAAAGAGGAUUGGGAAGAAAUAUGAGGAAAAGGAUGAUGUUGAGAAGGAGUCUGAAUCAGAAGAAAAUCUACACAAGAGAGCAAAGAAGGUCAGAAAAUCUGCAGAGGUGGACCCCACAAGCAGGGAUUGGCCUCUUAGUUUCGACUCGUCUUCCGGUGAAGAGUCUGUUGCUGACAGUGACAGCUGUUCUGGGUCAAAAAGGGAGAGUCGCAACAGGAAAAGCAAAAAGAUUGACACUGAUGAUGACCUUGCAGCUUCGGAAUCAGACGAUGUCUCAUAUGAGAAGCCGAAGCGAAAAAGAGUGACGAGAUCCAAGACUGCGUCAUCAAGUGAAGAAUCGUCCGUUGAACUGAAGAAACCCAAGAAGAGGGGGGCAAGGAGGGAGAAAUCAUGUCCUUUGUUGCUCAUCGAGAUCUCCACAUCCAGUGAGGACGAGGAAGAUGAGGACACAUCAAAGAAAAAGAAAGGCAAGAAGGCCACAAAAAAGAGCCGUAAAAAGAUUGACACUGAUGAUGACUUUGUAGCUUCGGAAUCGGACGAUGUCUCGUAUGAGAAGCCGAAGCGAAAACGUGGGGGACGAGGCAAAGGAAAGAAGUGGAGGAGGAUAAAUGAAGAUACGAGGAGAAGAUACAACACUGCGUCCUCAAGUGAAGAAUCGUCAGUGGAACUGAAAAAACCCAAGAAGAGGAGGGCCAGGAAGGAGGAACUUGGCACCAGUUCGGAUGCAGACUCCGGUCAAGAAACCAAGUCAAAAAAACGUGGGGAACGAGGCAAAGGAGAGAAGUGGAGGAGGAUAAAUGAAGUUUCUGAUUCAGAAUCUGAAGAAGACAUUGAUGAUGACUUAACAUCAUCGGAAUCGGACAAUGUAUCAAAUGAGACGCCGAGGCAAAAACGAGCGAUGAGAUCUGAGACUUCAUCCUUAAAGGGCAAAUCCACUCCAAAAAUACCUUACUUUCCAUAGAAGCAGAAAAAUCA
Strongylocentrotus purpuratus (purple sea urchin) is the source of this 2055-nucleotide messenger RNA. RefSeq names its product transcriptional regulator ATRX-like. The transcript has 5 exons. Lineage: Eukaryota; Metazoa; Echinodermata; Echinoidea; Camarodonta; Strongylocentrotidae. The record is from RefSeq and is a predicted model, not a curated record. The coding region runs from base 152 to 2041 and encodes 629 amino acids.